Ctenocephalides felis (cat flea) is the source of this 4408-nucleotide messenger RNA. Its product is annotated as transport and Golgi organization protein 1-like. Gene Ontology annotation, cellular component: endoplasmic reticulum membrane; endoplasmic reticulum exit site. Bases 14 to 4201 code for a protein of 1395 amino acids. NCBI's taxonomy places the organism in Eukaryota, Metazoa, Arthropoda, Insecta, Siphonaptera, Pulicidae. Gene Ontology annotation, biological process: vesicle cargo loading; endoplasmic reticulum to Golgi vesicle-mediated transport; protein secretion. Gene Ontology annotation, molecular function: protein binding. The record is from RefSeq and is a predicted model, not a curated record. The transcript is spliced from 14 exons.
GUCAAACUGAGUGAUGUGGCCUAGCCAGAAAAUGAAGUUUUCCCCGUAUGUUAUAAUUUCUAUAUUAUUAUUGAGUUUAGUUAAUACAACGUUGUGUGUAUUAUCGGAUAAACGAAAAUGUGGAGAUCCUGCAUGUCUAGAACCAGUAUCUACUGGCAGAACUCUUGUAGAUUACCCAAGUGGAGACAGAGAUAUUUUAUCUUUUAAGAAAAACGUUAAAGUGAUAGUUUUUUCAAAGUCUGCAGGAUCUAGAGAAGAUCUAUGGGGGGUUGAAAUUAAUGGUGUGAGAGGCUAUGUUCCUAAACGUUUUGUAAGGGAAGAUAAAAUAUUGAAAAGGAAUUUGGAUUUUAUUGUUGAUGUAAAUGUUAAAUUAGAUGCUUCUGAUGUUAAAAGCAACAUUCCUGAAACAAUCGUUGAAACUAAAACAGAAGAGCUACAGGCUCCUCCUGUUGAAAUUAAAAAUACUGCAGAGGAUCAAGCAGACAAAAUUCAUGAUCUUAAACCAGAGCCAACUAAUUAUGAAGUUAUUGGUCAAACCACCAUCUAUUAUUCAGAUGAGGACAAAGAUUCUUUUACAACAUCUGAUGAAAUUACUACAUUGAAAACAACUAUAGUUCCAGAGCAAAAUAUUGAAGAUUCUUUGUCCGAAUCUUCAAAAGAUUCGACAAGCAAUGAAAUGCUUCUGCAGGAUUCACCACUGCCAAAAACUGAAGAAGUAAAAAAUGUAACAAAUUCUAACUAUGAAACAAAUAAAGUGGACAUUAAUGUGAACUCUGAUUUGGCAGAUGACAAAAUAAUUAGUGUAGGUAGUAUAGAUAAAUUGAAUAUUAAUUUAGAAAUAAAUGAUGCACCAAAAUUAGGUGCAAAUCAACUUACAACUCCAGAAGAUGUAGUAGAUAUUAAACAGGAAAUAUUAACUGCUCCUAAUUUAGAAGAAAAAGUUGUUGUAGAUGAUAUUUCAAAAAAUAUUGAAGAUGGAAUCAAAAUUGAUGUCAAGCAUUUAUCAUCAGAAGAAAUUAUUGAAAAGGAGGUACAAGCAAGUACAUUGCAAACCCAGGAUGUGAUAUUAGAAAGAAUACAAAAUUCUGCAGAGACAGAAAAUAUAAUGCAUAAUGUUUCAGAUGGUAGUGAGGCUGAUAUCAAGACUGUUGUUGACGAGCAAAAGAAUGUAUUGGAAAUUCCAAGUGUACUGUUAAAUGAAAAUAUUGCUAAAGAAGAUGUAAUUAUUGCAAAUGCUAGUUCUGAAUCAAUAAAAGAUGAUAUUAAAAAAGAAGUUCAAAACUCUGAAGACUUGUUGAAAGCGGAGCCGGAAAUAAAAAAUGAUGCUGUUGAACUAUCAGCACAAAUAAAUAAUACAGUAGUGCAAGAUUUGCCUAUUGAUUCAGAAGAACUCAGUACAAGUCAACCAUCUAUGAUUAUCGCGGAAUCUGUUACAACAAGUUUGCCUUUUGUUAGUGCUCAUGAUAUUCCACCAAGUAAUAUUGAUAUCAAAAAAUCUUCAGAAGUUAUUGUUAAUGAAAUCAUUGAACCAUCUCCUUUAAAUGGUGCUGGAAUCAAUUCUGACAUGCCUGUUGUAGAUAAUAAGUUAUUAAAUAUCGAUUAUCAUGUUAAAAAUACUGGUUUACCUGUUAUAAAUGAAAUACCUUUAUCAGAAGACAAUUCAAUGCAAGACCAAGAAAUACCAAUUAUGACACCCAAUAUAAAUAUUGCCAGCUCGGGUAUUCAAAAUAAUUUAGCUGAUGAUCCAUUAUUAAAAGGAAGCAAUGAAGAUAUAAGCAACAAUUUAAAAGAUUCUCUGAAAUUACUUCAAGAAGACUUGUAUCCACCUUUCAAAAAAAAUUCUGAUGAUCAUAGUGUAGCAGAAAAUGUUGAAACUAAUAAUAAAAUCAAUGAUAUUGAACAAAAUUUGCAAUUUGAUUCUUUAAAACAGGAUGAAAUAAAAUUGAUGACUGAAAUUGAAGAAAAUAAAGUAGAAGCUAAAGGAACUGUUGAAGAAAUUAAUUAUGGAAAUCUGAAAGAAAAUAUAGAACACUCACAACAAGAAGAAAUGCAAAGUAAUUCUGGCAAUGAAAUGGAGACUAGCUUUUUUGGUUGGGUGCAUGAUUUAAUAUUUACAAAACCCGAAAGUAUUGAAAUAAAGCCAGACAAUCAUGAGGAAUUGAACCACAUGUUGGAUGAUGGGCAUGAUGCUUUGUUGUCACGAAUGCGUAGAGAUGAAGAAGUUUGUGCAGCAGAUAAUUGCAAGGCUUCAAACAUUUUAGUAGAAUCAGAUACAUUAUUUUCAACUUCGUCCAUUGAUAAUAUGAUAGUAAAUUCUGGUACAACUAUUAUCUAUUUAAGUGUAACAGCAGUCACUGUUCUUAUAUUUACUCUGGGAUAUUAUUUUAUUGAGAAAUGGAGACAAGAUGGUAGUUUAUUGAGGAAAGUUAAUACACUUGAACAAGCGCUGAUGGUAUCAUCUAAGGAGUGUGAAAUAUUAAGGGAAAAACUAGAUUCAACACAAACUAAACUUACAAGCAUCAAAGAAGGUGCAUUUGGUUCUAAUGAAGAAGUCAUUUCACUUCAAGAAGAAAAGAAAAAAUUAGAAGCUACUAUUUUAGAUAAAGAGAGGCAAUUAAUGGAUUUGCAAAAGGAAUUUGAAGCUGCUACUGAGACUGGAUUGGAAUUAAAUAAAAUGCUUCAGGAUAUGAUGAUGACUGCUCAAAAAGGGGAUACUAUCGCUGAAAGUAUGGAACAUGCACAAUUGCAAUUAAAUGAACAAAAAGAAACAAUAAAUUCAAUGAGUGCUGCUUUAGCUACAAGAAAUAAAGAAAAUAAUGAUUUACAAUCAAAAUUAAACGAAUAUGAAAAACAAAUUGAAACAGCCCAAAAACUGCUAAAUCAAGAAAAAAGUUCAAAUUUAUUGCUCAAGGAAGAGCAAUUGAAAUACCAAGAGCAGCUGCAACCUCUUCAGGAUCAACUAUUAAAAAUUAGGGAAGAAAAUGCAUAUGAAAUUCAGCAGGUUCGAUCUGUUUUGACUGAAACCCAAAGAGAUUUAUAUACUAAAACAAAUCAAGUACAGCUUUUGGAGGACUGUAUAAAAAAACUAAAAAGUGGAAGUCAACUAGAUGUUACAGAAUUAGCUGAUAUUGCUGGACUUCGGUCAGAUUUACAGAGAACAACAACUGAGUUACAAAUUUUGAAAGAACAUGAUGCACAAGAAUCUUUGUUGAAAAAAAAAUUAGAAGAAAAUGUAAAGACAUUAAUGAAUGAAAUAGAGGCAUUAAAAGAAGAGCAUCAUAAAGCUGAAAAAGAUAAAAUGGAAGCUCAGACACGUUUGGAAGUUUUGUCUGGAUAUUUUAAAGAAAAAGAAACGCAAUUACAGAAAGAGCUUGGUAUACAAGAAGCAUUAUGGCAACAAAAACAAGGAGAAGCAACCAGCACAGUAGAACGCUUACACUCAAUGCAAGAUGAAAUCCAAUCAUUAAAAUCUCAAAAUCAAUCCCUGCACUCAGAAAUUGAGCAACAGGCCGCAGCACAUCGAAGCCAAGUAACUGCUCUGGAGAGUAGGAUCCACGAAGCAUGGCUAAACUCUCGUCAAACGCAACGAAAACUCGAAGAAAGCCGACAGGAAGCAAGUUCUUUACGAAGAAAGCUUACUUCACUUGUCGAACAAGAAAACAUGCAGAAAAGAGGUUCCUCACCAUUGGAAGUUCAACUAUCAGCUCAAUCACCAAUUCUCAUGAAUUCUGCUGUUUCUCCAAUUCUUCCACCACCUCCAUUACCAUUUCUACCUCCACCAUUCCUUCCCCCACCGAUAGGAAAUCAUGCAGCACCUCCACCACAUUUCAUGCCCCCAUUCAUGGGUGACAUGCGACCUCCUCCAUUAGGAAGAUUACCAAGUCCCCCAAGACAACGUAGAGGACACUAUUCACCCAGCAUGGCUAGCGAGAGAUACUCACCCGAAUCAAGGGCUUACAGUCCAGAAAGCAGGGCUUAUAGUCCAGAUUCUAGAGCUUAUAGUCCAGAUUACAGGAGGCCUAUUUCGCCUUAUGAUACAGAGACUGAUAUCAGCCCUCCAACAUCACCAUACAGGAAUAAAUACAAUUCACAUGCCAAUAGACGGGAUGAUUCUCGGAAGUUGAGUAAAGGAAUGAUUAGUGCUGAGUCUAAUGAAACUGUAAAUAGAAAUGGAAGAAAUCAUACAUCAAAGGCUGUAUGAAGAGGCAAGUAUGUAUGUGAUUAAAAGAUGAUGAAACCAAAAUCUUAAUUGGCAUUUAUUUGUAUAUUUGUUAUUAUCAGAUAAUAUAUGAAUAAUAGGAUAUAUAACUUUUAUUUAAGUUAAAAACUUUUAUAUUGAAUCAAAAUAAUUAUACAGAAAUAAAUCUUAGGAUUAAGUACUUAGAGCAAACCUUGAAUUUUAUAUUAG